Molecule: messenger RNA, 732 nt
Organism: Mandrillus leucophaeus (drill)
Lineage: Eukaryota; Metazoa; Chordata; Mammalia; Primates; Cercopithecidae
Exons: 3
Coding region: 79-732 (217 amino acids)
Source: RefSeq, a predicted model, not a curated record
UGGCUGAAGUAGCCUGGGGACAGGACAGCAGCGGGAACAGAAGGACGGGCAGGAGGACAGAGGUCCUCACCUGUCAAAAUGCCUAUCCUGAAGAACCUGGGAGUGUCAGACCCUAAGGUGCCCCGGGCGGGGACCCUGCCCCUGAGGUCCUCUCGGAACCCCUUUGAAGAAGUUUCAGGGCUGGAGGAAGAAGAGGCCGGGGAGCUGGGGUCCCUCCCCAAUGGAACAUCUUGUCGCCGCCGCGCCACCCUGGAGAAGCUUGCAGGCCUGGCUCCCUUCCGUCUGGGCUGGGCCCCGGGCCGGCGGGCAGGCAGCCCCGGGGAUGGGCAGUCCCGCUCUUUCCUGGGCCGUGUGCUGGUACCAGGGAUACGCAGGAGCUCAGCAGAUUUUGGCCUCCUGGCCCGGCUACAUGGGACCCGAGCCCAUGGCGACGAGGAGGCAGCAGGGGAGGCUGCCCGGAGACUGGCCUUCCUGAGACUCGGGCGUGGAUCCAAGCCCCAGCGUGCGUCCCUGGCUGAGAGAGUGGUGCCUGCAGGCGAGGCAGCUCCAGAGCCCCCACCCAAGGUCCCAGAGCCCCCAAAGAUGAAGGAGCCAUUGUCAGCUCCAGCCCGUUACUACUGCCGUCCUAACUCCUGUCAUCAACCUUCUUCUUCAGAGCCACCUGUUAAAAUAUGCCCACCCUCAAUCUUUGCCUCCUCCACCUGCCGUCUUCAGCCCUACUCCCACGUCUAA